AUGGUUCUCACCGUCUUUCUGCUCUCCAUAUUCGCCCUCAUCGGCCUCCAGCUCUACCGCGGCACUCUUUUGCGUAAGUGUGUACGAGCUUGGCCCUCGGUCCACGGAAUCAACUACUCGCAUAGAACUGGCAGUAGUAUCCACUCUGCUCCGACAUUAAUUCAUUUUACCGUCUCAAACAUGACCUCUGGACAGUCGGCUUACCUGAAUGAUGGGCUCUAUCCCGACCCCAGUGAUCCAAAUAAUGUGUCUCUACGAGCCCUUCCAUUUCGCAUGUCUCCUUUUCACAACGAGUCCGACAGUGCGUAUGAAAUCGAGACCAACCUGACGAGAUUGGCCGAAGUCAGUCGGAAAAUCCUGUUGAGUGCAAAUGAAUCAUCGCUGAAUAAUGGACACACAAUGUCAAGAAAAAUGCGAUCAUAUCUUCAGAAAGAUCUGAUAAAUGAUUCUCUAUUCAUUAACCGUCCAUUAGAUGCCGCUGACACUGCUUCCAAAUGGAGAGCCUACAUUGAAGGGAAUAUGGUUGUGGGGCACAGAAUUAAGCCGCCUAACAACGUAACUGCCAGCAUCAGCGGUCAAAAUGCGAAUGUGCAUAAAGAGGACCUCUCCCUGAUCAAUCCAAAAUUGGAUGAGAAAGGCGCUGAGAAAUCUAAAAUUUCAAGAAAUAUGAGCAUUUCCGAUUGGCUUGCAUGGGCGAGGAUGAGUAGAAAUUGGACAUCAGCGCUACUAUCAGAGUGGGCCCGGUUACCAGGCAAAGCACAAUGGCAAGUGAUCAGUGCCUACUACGAGGAUCCAGGUGAGAAAUUCUUCGACUCUUCUUCUUUAUCACAUAAAUAUGUCAUAUAUCACUCGGAUAUUGUGCAGUAA
Molecule: messenger RNA, 867 nt
Organism: Protopolystoma xenopodis
Lineage: Eukaryota; Metazoa; Platyhelminthes; Monogenea; Polystomatidea; Polystomatidae
Source: the annotation of a GenBank genome assembly